CGUCGUGUGGACGUCUUGUGUUCGCUCCAGUUGAACUGCUAAGUCCUGGCUUGCGUUAGCUCUCGUCUCCAAGUCCUGUUUAUCAGUUGCUACCGGUAUUUGGCUGUGUGCCGGUCUCUCUGCCGUGCUGCCUGUGUUGGACUGUUUUGAGCCUUCAUUAAAUAAUCAUCAUCACCAUAACCUGGGUCUCAGCGUCUCUCCUCACCACCAACCACCACACCCCAUGACAGACUUCCCUCAUCAAACGCAAGGAAAACCAUUUGCAUCUAAUUGACUGGUUGGAUUCUUCCUGCAGCCUGAGACGUCAUUCGAACGCCACCCACCUGGUGGCAGUCAUGCCCCUGAAUGGCUGUGGGACUCGGGUUGAGGUAUAAUCCACAUAUAUGGGAAACACAGUGCACCAUCUGGCACCUCUAACCAGACCGAGUCUUCAUCUACUUCCAUACAGAGCUGGGAGGAAACUGCGUGUUUUAGAUUUUUCUUUUUUAUAUCAUCAGGAGGACGACGACAACAUGAUCACAUCAGCUGAUCCCAAUAAACUCAUUUCCAGGCACCAAGACAUUGAGAUCGUCUUUUCCUGCGCCUAUCCAAAGCGAGCCAACCUGACUCUGGGAUUCACACACAAAAACCCGUACUUCUUUAACGAGAGAGGAUUCAGCUCCUUCACCUUCCAGUUUGAGUUCUUCGAGAGCCAGCGUUUCAGGAAGCAGGUAAACGCCAGCAGCUACCCGGUGGAGGUUUACCUGAAGCAGAUGAUCUUCAUGCAGAUCGAAGCCACCUCGUCCAUCCCAAACACUGAGCUGUUUGUGGAGUCCUGCAGGGCGACUCCCUACGACAACCCCAACUCCCGCAUCAGCUACACCAUCAUCGAAAACGGAUGUGUGAAGGAUGAAACUGUGCAAAUCUUCCCAAGCUCCGUCUAAUUUCAGAUUUGGUAUGGAGGCUUUUGAGUUUAUUGGAGCUCACGAGGAGGUUUACAUCGCCUGUUCGGUCCUCCUGUGCGAAAGCGGCAAUCCUGAAACUCGAUGUUCUCAGGGAUGCAUCAGAUCCGACUCACUGAACGAUCGCAGCAGGAGAGACGCUCCGGCCCAGACGAGCAGGCACUCCAUUUCCCAGGGUCCUCUGCGCCUCCUUAGGCAUUCUGACACCAAAGUUUCACACCCAGAUGCAGGUUCAGGCCCAGGCCUGUAUCUGGGCCUGAACCUGGUCUUUGCUGUCUGCUGCCUGUUGGUUUGCGGUCUGGUCAUCUACCGAUCAAGAAGAACCAGAGCUAAAUAUCAACGCCUACCAGCUGCCGACUCUCCAGUCGACUCUGAUCGCCCAGUAGAUUAAGAAGAUGGAUCUUCUCCAUUUUCUUUUUAGUGAAAAAGUAUUAGAUUAUGUUUUGAGGGUUUAUGUUCUUUCUUGAGGUUUUUUGGUAUGAGUUGCAUGGCAAAAGGGAAUUAUAUGAUUUUAAUGCUUUAUAAGCUUUGAUUUUACAAAUUGUGUAACAAUCAAACUGUGAAUGUUUCUUUGAAUGCUUGCAAUAAAAAAUAUUUGGAUAAGCACAAUAAACUACUGUUUUAGGACUUCAGAUUUAAGGUAAAAAUUCCUCUUGGUUAAAAAAAAGUUUCAGAAAAUCUGUUGAAGCUGAUGCACAAACUGUAGC
Molecule: messenger RNA, 1648 nt
Organism: Poecilia latipinna (sailfin molly)
Lineage: Eukaryota; Metazoa; Chordata; Actinopteri; Cyprinodontiformes; Poeciliidae
Product: deleted in malignant brain tumors 1 protein-like
Exons: 4
Coding region: 384-923 (179 amino acids)
Source: RefSeq, a predicted model, not a curated record